This is a messenger RNA of Coniophora puteana RWD-64-598 SS2, 2018 nucleotides long. RefSeq lists its product as uncharacterized. The transcript has 10 exons. The coding region runs from base 1 to 1914 and encodes 637 amino acids. The record is from RefSeq and is a predicted model, not a curated record. Gene Ontology annotation, biological process: metal ion transport; transmembrane transport. Gene Ontology annotation, cellular component: membrane. Gene Ontology annotation, molecular function: magnesium ion transmembrane transporter activity; cobalt ion binding; magnesium ion binding. Lineage: Eukaryota; Fungi; Basidiomycota; Agaricomycetes; Boletales; Coniophoraceae.
AUGCCUCACAAGCGAGUCGACAGCGACAGCAGCGGUGACGAGGGCAACCCAGACUUCAUCGACGACCUUGCAUCUCACCUCGACCACUCGCAGAGCGACGAUGAACAUUUUCAACCCGGCGGCACUCUGAUGCCCGAGCGGUUCUCCGGCCCGGCCAUUGCUCAGGACAAACCGGACCUGCGUCGCACCUCUGACCCGCCGUCCACAGCCGUUGCACUCAUGACGCCUAGUGAACGGUUCCGCGCUGCGGGGCGCAAGGUCAUUCAGAUGCACCGUACAGCGUCUCUUCUGUCUCGGCUAACGCGCGCGCCUACCACGAAGGGCUUCGAGCCUGGUAUCGACCCGCGUCGCCACACCGCUAUGCUCGCUUAUGGACACUUACGCGCUCGCUGUGUCAUCCAGGUUGCUGACUAUUCCGCCCUCCGCACGUCCAUCAGGCAGAUGGGCAACGAGGAGUUCAUCACCAUGCUCAAGGACGCAGAUGCCUCCGUGCUGGCGCCGUGGGCGAAGGUCCGCUGGAUCAACAUCAGAGGCAUCAGCUGGGAUGUUCUUAGUGAGCUCGCGCUCAGGUACGAGCUGCAUCCGUUGGCGCUUGAAGAUAUCUUGCACCAGCGUGGACAUGCGAGGUCGAAGGCGGACUACUACCCCACACAGCUGUUCAUCCGCGUGCUCUGCCACUUACUGGGAGAAGAGGAGGAAGAUGACGAUCUUGCACAGUGUGCGCCCGAGGGGAUGAGCACCAGGGCAUCGUCGCCUGAGCCAAUGCGGAGCUCGGAUUAUCGCAAGACGUAUGACGAUGAUGAAGAUACGCUCCAUAGCAUACCUUUGAAGACGUUCAAGGUGGAUCCUGAAGCGCCUCAUACAGAUGAACACAAGUUCGUGUCGCCCGCCAGACGAGAAUUAGCAGCUCGAAGACGCCGAGAACGUGCUCAGACGGAUAUAGAAAUACUGAAGAAAGAGGGCAGAGUGAACGUGAAGAGAGCGCAGAUGUCAAUGUUCCUUAUGCGGGAUGGGACUGUGAUCUCCGUCCUUCCAUCAACAACGCACAACUUCACGGAUCACAUUAUGGAUCGUCUUCAGGUGGCCGAUACAGUGCUGCGGAAAUCCUCUGACCCGAGUUUGUUGGUGCAGAGCUUGCUAGACAUAGUCGUUGAUUCCGCGUUGGACAUUGUCGACGCUUACCACGAUAAGAUACUUGAGCUCGAGCACGAUGCGCUUCUCAAGCCAAGUAUGGAUGUCAUCCGGCGUCUGCACAUCCUUUCCGGUGAUCUUUCCCUCUACAAACGCACCCUCGAACCGCUUAGGAGCGUCAUCUACGGGCUGCGGCGAUACGACCUUGAACGAUGCAUAGCCCUUGCGGAUGAAAUGGCGAUAUCCCCUAGCUCUAGCAGGCAUAAUACGAUCUCCGGCAGCCAGUUUAUGAGGGAGCCCUCAUCGUCCACACCUCCGGUGGACUCACCGCAUGCAGGGCACUCGGAUGCGGCCAAGGCGCGGGUAAAGGGGUUCAUGAGUCCCAAGUCGAAAAUAUACCUGGCGGACGUGCACGAUCAUAUGGAGUACAUUCUCGGGAACAUAGAGAUGUUUUCAGGAAUAGCUGAGAAUCUCAUUCAGUAUACGUUCAACAUAAAAUCCUACGAGAUGAACCAGACCAUGCGCCGCUUGACGCUCAUUACGAUUAUUUGUCUCCCACUCACCUUGCUUUCUGGAUACUUUGGCAUGAACUUCGUCAACAUGUGGUCUGUAACGUACCACACCGACUGGCUCUACUGGGCCAUAGCACUUCCCAUCAUGGUCGUUGUUAUUCCCGCGUUCACAACUCCGGACUUGGUACGGAUGGCAAAUUAUACCAAGAAACGGAUCCACGCAUGGCGAACGGGCCAGCCAUUUGGCUAUCGGUACAAGCGACGGUCAUAGCACGACAAUGGUUUUACUAGGGAUAGUUUGUUUCACGGUUUAAAGCACAUGCCAAAUUUUCUUUUCCGGUUGUAUCUUUCAUCAAAUCGUAGGAUGUAGCUGGG